This is a messenger RNA of Epinephelus lanceolatus (giant grouper), 5076 nucleotides long. RefSeq names its product ras association domain-containing protein 10-like. Lineage: Eukaryota; Metazoa; Chordata; Actinopteri; Perciformes; Serranidae. Gene Ontology annotation, biological process: signal transduction. The record is from RefSeq and is a predicted model, not a curated record.
AGCAGCCUGUCCUGACACAAGGACGCUCCUCUCCUGUCCGGAGCAGUGCGCAGGGCUGAGAUCGAUCUGCCCGGGAGAGAGGGAUGAAGUCCCGGCAGGCAGCCCGGGAACAGACCACUGGGAAAAUAUGAAUGGAAAUAAUAUUUUUGUGGACAACUUUGACAAUCCUUCAAAAGGCGUAACAAGGUUAUAGUGUCGGACUGAGCGUGUUGAAAGCGGGAGCUGAUAAGCAGCGACGGGAGCGCAGAGGAUUUGUUUCUGGAUGAAUGUUUUGAUUCAGUUUCUCCCACAGAGGACUAAUUAAGUUUUAAGUCAACUUCAAAUGUUGUCAGAAAUCUAAAGACUACUUUCAUCUCCGUUACUUUUUGAGUUUCCACACACAGACUGACGUUGUAGAAACUUUUUUCUCUGGUUGAGAUGGAGCCGGAGGAGGGGAAGAUCUCUGUGUGGGUCUGCCGGGAGGAGAAGCUGGUCUCCGGGCUGACGAAGCGAACCACCUGCGCCGACGUGGUCAAAGUCCUGCUGGAGGACCAGAACCUGCAGCAGGGCGCCUCGGCAGCGAUGCUGUCCGGCUCCCCGCAGUCCUACUGCGUGGUGGAGAAAUGGAGAGGUUUCGAGAGGAUUUUACCCAACAAGACCAAAAUCCUCCGUCUGUGGAGCGCCUGGGGGGACGAGCAGGAGAAUGUCCGCUUCGUCCUGGUGAAGAACGAGGCUUCGUUGCCCAACAACGGGCCCCGCAGCGCCGAGGCCCGGGUGGUCCAGAGCCGGGAGAGCGGCGGUCCGGGCGGGGUGCUGAAGGGCACCGCCAGGACUUGCUGGACCGCCGCGGCCGCUGCCGCUAAUCUAUCCCAGGAGAAGCAGAGGCGCAUAGUCAGGAAGGCUUUCAGGAAGUUGGAUAAGAUGAACAAAAAGAAAGAGCAGGCUGUUUCUAAAGAUAAGGGCUCCGCGGAGAAGAUGGAGACGCUGGUUCACCUGGUGAUCUCCCAGGACCACACAAUCCGCCAGCAGAUCCAGAGGAUCAAGGAGCUGGACCGGGAGAUCGAGCGGUACGAGGCCAAAGUGCACUUCGACCGCAUCAAGAGACACGGGGUGAACUAUGUGCAGGACACAUACAUGGUGGACGCCUCCGCGGAGGGCUCCGUUCCUUCGGACUGUAAGCGCAAAGCGGAGCGGCAGGACGCGCGGUGCACAGCGGAGUCGGUGGCGCAGUUCGAGGAGUACGCGCGCCGGUGUGAGGAGGUGGUGCGGCUGCAGGAGGAGCUGACAGAGCGCGAGGCGCUCGUGGAAAGCAUUACCGGGGAGAUCCAGGAGGAGCUGAAUCGGCGGUGGAUGAAGCGGCGGCGGGAGGAGAAAGGAGCGGAGGCGGCGAAGGACACAGACAGCGUCUGUGAGGAGAUGUGCCUGGCAGCGUCUGGCGCUCCUGCUGUGGAGACAGAUGUGGAAAGUUUGUCUGAGAACGAGUUCGCGUUGGAGGAGGAGAGGAUCAAAACGCAGCUGGACACUAGUCUGUACAUCGGACUGCGGUUGAAGACGGACCUGGACGCCAUCAGGGGGGACUUGGACCUGAGUCUGGCACUCUGGGAGACCAGGGAGAGUGAACUUCUGGACCUACUUGCAAAAGUUGAGACCAUGGAGAUAGAGCAGGCGAACAACACACUGACUGAUGAUGGUAAGGCAGAGCUGGGUGCAGUGAGCGCUGAGGCUGAGCCGGAGUCAGCAGAGAAAAGCAGCGUCUGGGUGGAGCAGGCCAGAGGUCUGUCCAAGGCCUGCAACACAAACGAUGAGGACUCGGACACAGGUCUGAGCUCCAUGCACAGCCAAGACUCGGACAACCCACCCGUGUGCGAGUCACUGGUAUAGACUCACUUUGUUUGGAAGCAUGUUGGACUUUUAUGCAUUUCAAAGCCACAAACUCAGGGGCAGAGAAUCAGUGUUGGCAAUACUGGGGUAUGAUCUUCCCUACCCAAAAUGCACCUCAGUCCGGACACUGUAAUUCUAUAGCAAUAAUUCCUAUAUGUAGUUGCACAAUAAGCUAGGAGGGACAGCAUGCGUAGAGAGGUUUGAUAGGCCAUGCUGCUCCAUAGCUGACCUUUGACUUCCAUGAAAGAGUCAAAAAAGUACCACUUAUUAAGAGAAAUAGCCUAGAAGAGUAUUAUAAUAAGCCACUUGUAAUCUGUAGUUUUCAGCGUGAAACUAACGUUAAGGUAAACUUGAUCACAGGUUUAUAAAGAGUUAAUCACAGCUUGCUUUUGUCAGGAUACAGUCUGACUUUUCUGCUGAAGCAACUGAAAGGUGAGGCUGAGUGUUGGACUCUGUAAGUAGGCCUAAUGGCCAUGAACAGACAGGUUUCCUUUAAAAGGUCAUCAUCCAGUGUACCUUAAUGCACAGUAAACAUUAAACAUACAGUCAGGUCAAGGUGCUGUGAAAGCUCUUUCAGUCAAACAAAUGCACGAUGAAGGUGAGAUCAGCUUCAGAUUCACCUCAGCCUCUUCAAAAUAAGAUGAACAUUUACAGAAAUCAUAGCCAGUCAAAAUACUGCUACUCUUAUCAGUUUUUGGAAAAAUGAAAACUGCAGACUUUGUGGAUUAGAGUUGAAACACUCACUUCCUGCUGGCUAAGCAGUGCAGAUCACUUGAUAUUGUCCUCAGUGUAGGCUAAAGAGUGAAUAUCAUUAAAGCACAAAAAGUCCUAUUUAUUUAACAGUACGUCAGAGCUGGGUCCUGCACUGGUCAUCUUUCAAAGGUUGGAUUUAAACAUUAAAUAUCUGAUGCCUAAUUGUUGUCAUUGCAGCUCUUUUGUCACCGUUUCAUUGGUUCUCAACCUUUCUGGCUUGUGACAGUUCAAACAAGACAAAGUCAACUCUCAACCUCUCAUCAAAAGUAACAUAUUUCUAUGAGCUGUGAGCAUUUCAGCAAGCAAAGAGUGAUUUACUGCACAGAUUCUUUGUAUAAUUACAGACACCUGAAGAGAACAAAAAAAGACCAUAUACAGGUAAAAAAAAAAAGAGAGAGAAAAGAAUGGUUGAAAUUUAAGCAGCACAGACUGAGGUAUUCUGAUUUUUAGCUCCUAGUAUGAGUGAAGCUCCAAAACCACCAAAUGCUGCAUUUCCCACAAUGCAACUGGAUCUUUAAUUAAACUUUGCAGUGCUCCAUCCAGAGUAACAGGAUCUACUAUACAACUGUUUUCACAGGCUGACUGUUACGCCUCAUGACAAGUAAACUAAACAUUGGUUAGACUGUUCUUUGGGUGGCUUGUUUCUCCGCAAAAGCAUCUCACUCAACCACAAUCAAAAAGCAGAUGAGAAAAGCUUCACGCUUACAUCAAGGUGCAAGUCAAGGAAUUAUUCCCUCUAUCAGACGGACGGCUUUAUCGUUAUGGUGUAAGAAAGACAAACACACCUGGAAUACAAGUGUGAGCCCGCACAGUAGAUCUACAUUUACAGAUUACACAUUAUCUACAAUGUCAGAUUAUGUUUCUUGUCCGAUUAACAAAUUCAUUCAACGAUCUAUGGAAAACCGAGAAGUCCAAAAUCAUGUUUCAUUUGGAGCCAAGUUUUUGGCCUCCUUGGAUUUUCAUCUUCAACUCACUUGAUCACUUGAUGAUGCACUUAUUCUCAUGCCAAGUUUCACAAAAAUGCUAUAUUAAUUUAGAAACACGUCCUUUUAUGUACAUCUUAGAAUGUUGCCAGGCCUGUCCAGUUAAACACUGAUUUCAAAUGUUAUCACUCUAUUAAAAAAAUGUUAGUAGUGGUUAUCAGCAGAAGUGAAUGACUCAGACUCGAGUCAAAUUUGAUGACUUUGGACUUGACUUAACAAAAUCAAACAAGACUUGCAACUCGACUCGGACUUUAACACCAAUGACUUGUGACUUGACUUGGACUUGAGUCUUUUGACUUGAAUAUACCUGAGACCUUGAUACCUGUAACUGUGAUGUAUCAAUACUAGCAUUAUAUUUGCUAAAGAGCGCAGUAUGACUUGCUUAGGAGUGGAAAUGCAAAGUUUAAGACUUGAGACGUGCCUGUCCUAACUUUGGACUUGGUUUGAGACUUAAAUGCAAAGACUUGAGACUUGCUUGUGACCUUCAAAACAAUGACAUCCUUGGGGACAGAAAUGCUGCUGGAAACGCCUUGAUGUCUCGCUAAGGAACAGCUGGUGUUGUUGUAUGUUGGUCUUGAACAGGUCUGCAGCUUGGCAGCCAUCUUGCCUGGAUGUCACACCAUCCAUCAUCCCCUCCAUCUCCCAGUGACAACGUCAGCUCAUAUACAUGUUGUAUAACAAGAAACAGUUGUUUAACAGCUGCUAACAACAUUCUAAACAUACUACCUGGUGUAGCAGGAGCUGACUAAACAUUAUCUGUAACACUGAUAACCACUAGCAGUGCCUAUGUAUCAGAGUGAUAACAUCUGAAUCAGGUGAUUUGAGUCCAACUGUGAGUACAAACACCUGUAAGAUUGGAUUUUAAGAUGCUUUUGUGAGAAAUGACCCCAUUUAGUAAUCCCACAGCCCCCGUAUCUCUGACUACUGUGACAUUAAGGGAACUAUUUUAAGCCUCAGUUCAUUUUUUACAUCCUGGAAAAAGUUGCUGCAAAGCAGUAUUAGCUCUUCUUCCUGCUACACUCUUCCAGGAACUGCAUGGACAAUAAGCAACAGAAAAUUAAACAGAAGAUAUCAGAGUACAUUAUUUUAAGAUCAUCUUUCAUCCUAAAUCUCUCUGUAUUUUUGUCAGGCUGUUGUGAUGUCAGAUCUUACAUGGUUGACUUUGUCUAACUGUAAAAUGGUGAGAAUGAAUAACCUUGUAACACCUAGAAGUGACCAAUGAUGCUGUUUCUGUGGAGUUAGCUGUUAGCUGUAUCCAAAUACCAAAAUGACCUAUGUGUAGCUAAUUUAUGUUGUUGAUCAGGGACAGUUUGGGCCGCUUAGUCCAUGACAUUCAGCCUGUUAUGUCAAGAUAGAUGACUCUAGAUCAGCGACUCUGAGGCUACAGCAAGAGUUCUCAGAUGCACUGUGGCUGCAUCAUAAUGCCAGUCAGCACAUUAUUACACAUGACUGUUUGUGUUGAAAUAAAGAGCAAAACCUA